Oncorhynchus mykiss (rainbow trout) is the source of this 6200-nucleotide messenger RNA. NCBI's taxonomy places the organism in Eukaryota, Metazoa, Chordata, Actinopteri, Salmoniformes, Salmonidae. The record is from RefSeq and is a predicted model, not a curated record.
ACUCUCGUUUAUAUCUGUUCCCGUCGGGGUUCUUCUGUUCGUUGUGUUUGUCCCAGCGGCGGUGGGAAUGGAUUUGAGAUCUCGCGAUUGUUGGGACUUUAGAAGUUCCAGUGGAAAAUGGCGCCCGUUGUGACGGGGAAGUUUGGUGAGCAAGCUCCACCGCAGCGCCUGACGAGAGAGGCCAUGAGAAACUACCUGAAGGAGAGGGGAGACCAGACCUUACUCAUACUACACGCUAAAGUGGCACAGAAGUCUUACGGCAACGAGAAGAGGUUCUUCUGCCCUCCUCCUUGUAUCUAUCUGAUGGGCUGUGGCUGGAAGAAGAAGACAGAGGAGAUGGAGAGAGAGGGCUGUUCAGAGCAGGAGGCUCAGCCCUGUGCCUUUAUAGGGAUAGGAAACAGUGACCAGGAGAUGCAGCAGCUCAACAUAGAGGGGAAGGACUUCUGCACAGCUAAGACUCUAUACAUCAGUGACAGUGACAAGAGGAAACACUUCAUGCUGUCAGUCAAGAUGUUCUAUGGUAACAGUACAGACAUAGGAGUCUUCCUUAGUAAGAGGAUCAAAGUUAUCUCUAAACCGUCCAAGAAGAAACAGUCUCUGAAGAACGCUGACCUGUGUAUAGCGUCAGGCACCAAGGUUGCGUUGUUUAACCGGUUGCGUUCUCAGACUGUCAGUACCCGCUAUCUACACGUGGAGGGAGGGAACUUCCAUGCCAGUUCACAACAGUGGGGAGCCUUCUACAUACACCUCUUGGAGGAGGAAGAGCCAGAAGGGGAGGAGUUUGCGGUGAGGGAUGGAUACAUCCACUAUGGUCAGACUGUCAAACUGGUCUGUUCUGUCACUGGUAUGGCGCUGCCUAGACUGGUGAUCCGUAAGGUGGACAAGCAGACAGCGUUGAUGGAUGCAGACGACCCAGUGUCUCAGCUCCACAAGUGUUCCUUCUACCUGAAAGACACCGAGAGAAUGUACCUCUGUCUCUCACAGGAGAGAAUCAUUCAGUUCCAGGCCACACCCUGCCCCAAAGAGCCCAGUAAGGAGAUGAUAAACGAUGGAGCCUCCUGGACCAUCAUCAGUACAGACAAGGCAGAGUACACCUUCUACCAGGGGAUGGGUCCUGUACCCUGUCCUGUUACACCGGUCCCUGUGGUGGAGAGUCUGCAGUUGAAUGGUGGAGGUGAUGUGGCCAUGUUGGAGCUGACGGGACAGAACUUUGCUCCAGAUCUCCGAGUCUGGUUUGGAGAUAUCGAGUCUGACACCAUGUACAGGUGUGGAGAGAGCGUGCUCUGCGUGGUGCCUGACAUCUCCGCCUUCAGAGAGGGGUGGCGCUGGGUCCGUCAGCCCGUCCAGGUCCCCGUCACCUUGGUCCGCAACGACGGAGUCAUCUACUCCACGGCCCUCACCUUCACCUAUACCCCAGAACCAGGCCCUCGUCUUCACUGCAGCGCUGCCGGGGCCAUCCUCCAGACCCACAGUCACAGUAUCUCCUCUUCGUCCUCAUCCUCACCUUCCUCGGGGAGUCUGGGGAUGGGAGGUUUAGGGGGUUUGGCGGAAGGACAGACGGGCUACGGGAUUGGCCAAGGGGGAGGGUCAAGCAAUAGCGUUGGGUUGUUGUCGGGUUCAUCGGUGAUGUCAGUUUCAUCAUAGCAGCGGGGAAGUGUGUGUGUGGGGGGGGGGGGGGGGGGGGGCGGGGGGCGAGAGGCUCAUGGACCUGCUUUGAAACCACGCUCGCCCGCUCGCUCAAGGACUCUUUGGAAAGAGAGCGAUUUGACGUUGAAGAGGAGAAGGGAAGAAGAGAGAUGAGGUUCUGAUGAAAGACAGACCUGGAAGGAGGGGGGGGAUCCCCUCUCUCUGGCGCCCCCGUGUGGUCGGUUGUGGACAUGACACUGCAGCCUGGGUCAUUCAGUCUGGGAGAGGUUUCACCUCCAGGAUGACACAAUAACUAGGAGCCCUUUUUAUACAUUUGUUGGAGAACAACUAUUUUUUAUUUUCAACACUCACACUUUCUACAAAGUUUAGAUUUUUUUUUUUUUUGGACCCACAACAAAGGGCUUGGUAAUGAUGUUGUCAUUAUCAUUGGUAAUCAUUAUUGGUAAUGAUGGAGAUGUCACUCGUGUGCAGAGAAACUUCAUUAUUGUUUUAUGGGUGAAACAUUUUAUUAUAGUAACAAUUUUUACGGACCAAGGAAUAUUAUUGUUAUUUUUAUUCUUUAUGAUAUUUUAUAAGCUUUAGCCGAGGUACAUUUUCAAAUGUGUUUUUGUUGUUGUAUUAUAACGUUUUAGGGAGUACACUUUUUGUUACCAAAUAGUUUUUUUCUCUCCAUUUGAGAGCGAGAGAGAGAGAGAGAACUCUGAGGAGAUUGAAUAACGUGAUUCAGGCUGCGUCUCAAUCGGCCUAAAAACUGGAUUCCUCCCUUUUUAUUAGUGUGAAAGAGUGACGCGACCUCGGGGUGCUUUGUGCAAGUCUUAAAGUCUAGAAAAGGUCAGGGUUGUAGUUAUCUGAAGAGUUGAACAACUGAAAGCAAACUCGAAAGUAGGUUCUCUCUCUCUCUCUUUCACCUUCUCUGUCUGUUCCGGAUUAAGGAGAGGAAAUUAGGCUUGGUGGUAAAAGGGAGAGGAAGGAAGCCAUUUUUAGACGGUUGACAUGCACCCCAUAAUCUCAGCCAGUUUCUAUAGCAACCUUAAAUCUUCCUGGCCAAUCGCCUUAAAUUGAUCAGUCUCUCACCAGACCUUUUUAGAAGAAACGAAAGAAAGAUAUACUUUUUAUUUUAUUUUUUAUGUUGUGUGUGUAUAUAAGGUUGUCGUUUUCUGAAACUGUCUUAAGAGUGUUUGGUCGACACUCGUCAAGCCACGGCCUGGGAAUGUCUCAUCAUGUCGUUGGUCUCUGUCUCUCAAAUGACACCUGAUUUCCUAAAUAGUGCACUACUUUAGACCAGGGCCCUCCCUAUAGGGAAUCCUAAAUAGUGCACUACUUUAGGCAAGGGCUCUCCUAUAAGGGAUCCUAAAUAGUGCACUACUUUAGGCCAGGGCUCUCCUAUAGGGGAUCCUAAAUAGUGCACUACUUUAGGCCAGGGCUCUCCUAUGAGGGGAUCCUAAAAUAGUGCACUACUUUAGACCAGGGCUCUCCUAUAGGGCAUCCUAAAUAGGGCACUACUUUAGACCAGGGCUCUCCUAUGAGGGAUCCUAAAAUAGGGAUUGGAGUGCUGUUUGGGAUGCAGAAGUUGGUUUUUACACUACCGUUCGGCCUCGUUCCCAAAUCGGCUCCUAGCCCCUAGUAGACGUUUGUGUAAAUCUGAGAGGAUUGUACAAGUAUUACCAAUAUGGUAAUCGCCCCGGUGGCCUUCUAGGCUUCGGGUAAUUUGUGCCAUUUUUUGAUUACUUAGUGUAUACUAUCUAGGGGUCAUUUGCUUACCUAUUGCACGCUAUCUAGGGGCUAGGGAUUGGUUUGGGACUGGGCAGAAGUCUUUUUAUUUUAACGAAGAGCUUUAAAAAUGCCACAACUGCCUUUUUAGCUUGUAACACUUUCAAGCAGCUCCCCCUCUUAUCUAUCUAAUGAAGCCGUAGCAUCAAACAGAAAAUCACUUGCGUCGCUAAGCUGAUAGCCCCACUACACUGUACAUGUAAUUCGCUAAAGCUUCAUUGGAAUUCAAUUGGCUAAGCUAAUGGCUAAUGCUACAAUGUAAUUAUAUUUAGUGAAGCUAAGCUAAUGGCUAAUGCUACUAUGCAGUUCUAUUUAGUGAAGCUAAGCUGAAGCUAAUGCUACUAUGUAGUUCUAUUUAGUGAAGCUAAGCUGAAGCUAAUGCUACCUUGUAGUUCUAUUUUAGUGAAGCUAAGCUGAAGCUAAUGCUACUAUGUAGUUCUAUUUUAGUGAAUCUAAGCUGAAGCUAAUGCUACUAUGUAGUUCUAUUUUAGUGAAGCUAAGCUGAAGCUAAUGCUACUAUGUAGUUCUAUUUAGUGAAGCUAAGCUGAAGCUAAUGCUACCUUGUAGUUCUAUUUUAGUGAAGCUAAGCUGAAGCUAAUGCUACUAUGUAGUUCUAUUUUAGUGAAGCUAAGCUGAAGCUAAUGCUACCUUGUAGUUCUAUUUUAGUGAAGCUAAGCUGAAGCUAAUGCUACUAUGUAGUUCUAUUUUAGUGAAUCUAAGCUGAAGCUAAUGCUACUAUGUAGUUCUAUUUAGUGAAGCUAAGCUGAAGCUAAUGCUACUAUGUAGUUCUAUUUUAGUGAAUCUAAGCUGAAGCUAAUGCUACUAUGUAGUUCUAUUUUAGUGAAGCUAAGCUAACGCUAAGCUAAGCUACAAUGUAAGUCUAGUAGUGAAGCUAAUGCUAAUAUGUAAUUCAUGUCACUUGGCUCUACGGCUAAACUUAAUUGAAAUCACAAUGCCUUUUUUUUUAUUUUUAAAAAAACACUCCCUAGCGAGAGACUGUUUUCUGUCUCGCCACAGUGUUUUCUCACAAAGUAGCCUCUUCUUGUAGCUUAAGCGUUUCACGCGUCACAUUUUUAGGUAGCCUACCAGUCGGUGUUUUUUUUAUAUUUUCAUUUUUAAAAAAUUUUUGUUCAUCAUGAGGGAACCAUUUUCCCCUAUGUUCAGCAUAACAACUACAAUGUUUUCCCUCCGCUGUAGAAAAAAAAAAAACGGUUUUGGAAACGAUUUGCCAAAAUAUGUGUUUUCCCAACUUUCUUGUGGGGUCAGGUGUCGGUGGACCUGUCGCUUACCUGUCAUUGGUGCUGUACUACGUCGAAAGGGAUGGUUGCUCUGUUACUAUGGGAACAGGUUAUAUGAUAACGCGUACUGUAACUGGCUCUAACUGAUUUCAUUCGAGUUGUAACAGUUUUUAUUAUUUUGACGGGUUUUCGUCUUGGAUCAAUGCUCGUAUGGCUGUUUUUUUGUGUGUUAUUCAUUGAUGAAAAAAAACCCUGUGGAAGUUAUUUCGUUGGCAAUCGGUUCUCAAAUACAGGUCACCAGUUUUUGUUGACUUUCUUGGAAGAAAAUUCUCUUUGUUCUGCUCUGCUUUAAUUGUGGUGCCUUGCCUCCUCUUAACAAGUACGAGGAACAAUAUGACUGUUCUCAAAUCUGUGGUCCCCACUCAAACCCUAACCAGUAUAAGCUAACACAACUAUGAAACUGGCCUGGGAUCAUUUCUUUACGUGAUGAUUUUUUCUUUCCUCCCUUCAUAUUGGUGGUGUCUCUUGGGUCGUUAUUCACUAGGACACUAAAACGGAAUCGAACUCUGCAGGCAACGACCUGAACUUGUCUCAAUAAGAAACGCUUGUUUUUCCCAUUGCAAAACAUUCUGCGUGAUUUGCACUAAUGAAUACAACCCUGCCCCCCCCCCAAAAAAACAUUUUUCCUCCCUUCCCUGUUACAGCUAAACCACUCGUAUUGCCUUAGCUCAGCCUAUGGAGUGAGCCAUCGCUGGUUCUGGUGGGCCGUAGUGUGAUUGCAGGAUUUUGUUCCAGCUCUUAACAUACCCAAUUUAAUCGUGGUCAACAAAUCAAUUCAAGACCAGGAGUAGUGGAUUCAUUUUCAGUUGUGUUUGAGCAGGGUCGGGACAAAUACCUGCACACACACACACAACUCUUUUAAGACGAGAGUUGUGUUUCCCCCGGCCUUAUCUACAGUGUAGAUGAACCUAACGCAGAAAUAGCCACCACUCUGUGGUUGUCUGGGUUGAAGACACUGAUCUGAUGCCCUAAUUCACACGAAAUGGAGGCUUGACCAGUUCAGUACAGCUCUGGUUUGGCCCUUGAUAGUUGUGAAUCAAGUGUUUUUGUUGUUUUUUUGCUUUCCUGAGAACUGAAACGAUAAACAAUACUCUUAACAUGCCAAAUGAAUCAACAUUUCCCCCGUUUUUAACUUUGUGUCUGCAAUUCUGAACUGGGACCCUAGUCCAUAUAACAGGUCAUCUACAGAGUCAAAAGUAUCUAUGUAGGGGAUAGGUUGCCAGUUCAGACAAAGUCUGUGUUUUUCCUGCAUUUGGACCUCUUGAAAGCCAGCUUCUUUUUUUUUUUUUACACCACAUAAAGAAGGCAGAACAACAUAUAAAUAAAAUGCAUUGAGUUUUUUAUUUUAUUUUAAAUGUCUCUGAAUAAAAUGUCUUUAUGCCUUCAGGCUCUCUCGGUUGAGCGCGUCACUCUAAAAAAAAAAAAAAGGCAGGUCUGACAGCAUUGGAGAAAGAAAAGGUCAAGAAAUAAAAGUUGGGAGUUGGC